Molecule: messenger RNA, 1009 nt
Organism: Lactuca virosa
Lineage: Eukaryota; Viridiplantae; Streptophyta; Magnoliopsida; Asterales; Asteraceae
Source: the annotation of a GenBank genome assembly
UGCCUUCCCCCGAGCAACAAUAAUCAAAUCAUGCCAAACGGAUUCAAACAUCACUAUGUUUAAUCCCUACAACUACUAAACAACCCCCAAAUCUCUCUUGAUCUACGAUUUCUCCACCCAAAAUCACACAACUUUCAACCUGGGUGUUCGGUUGUUGUCACGUAUACGGGUGUGGUGAGAGAGGGAACCAACGAACAAUGCAGGAAUGGCUCAGCACAGGCAAUCAGGAGGCAUCUUCUUCGACAAACUCCGAAACGAUCAGGUUUCAGUCGGGAUUCGUGCCGCCGCCGCUCCCAACUACAAACAAUCGCGAACUAGUCAUCAUCGGCGCUUCAGGAGCCGAAGGAUUUCUGUCAGCGCUUUCGUGCUUGUUACUCUAACUCUCAUUUUUCUCAUAUCUGCUUCUGCUUUCUUCUUUCUUUCUAAAGAUGAUAAAGAUAAGGAUGAGUACAUAGUAGAAGGUGAUGAGUUUGGGAGUGAUUUGGACUUCCUUGCAAACGUGACACGUACAGAAAGAUCAAAAAUGGUGAAGUUUGGGCAUGGCAAUGGUUUUGUUGGUCAUGGUGGGGACUCUCGGUAUUGGGACAGGGAUGAUAGGAGAAGAGAUGAUGAUUAUGGUGAGGAUUUAGUGGGUAAUGGUAGUACUAGUACUAGUAUGGCAUCAAAAAGAUAUGUCUCUGAAGAUAACAACAAAAGGAGGUCAUCGGAUCACAGGGUAGCUGGUUUGUAUAAUGAAGCUGGGCGAAACGAGCUGAAGAUGUAUGAAGCAGAGUAUGAGGCUUCUUUAAAAGGUGUUUCAGUGUCUAAAAAGGAAGCUAAGACCAUGAAUCAGCUGGCAAAUUCUGAUAAGCAUGAUGAGGAAGAUGAUGUGAUUGUGGAUGAUGAGUAUAUUGAUGAGAUUGAUAUGCAUGACAUUCGACUUGAAGACUAUAAUGACCACCACUCUGUUGGAGGAUCUUCAGCAAGGAUGUACAUGUACCAAUUCAUGGUUUGCCUGUGGAUGCUUUAG